This is a messenger RNA of Trypanosoma cruzi, 915 nucleotides long. RefSeq lists its product as uncharacterized. The transcript has a single exon. The record is from RefSeq and is a predicted model, not a curated record. Bases 1 to 915 code for a protein of 304 amino acids. Lineage: Eukaryota; Euglenozoa; Kinetoplastea; Trypanosomatida; Trypanosomatidae.
AUGCGUAUGAAAGCGAGCGGAAGCGAUAUGAAAGUUACCACCGCGGCUUUUCCACUGACAUUUGCUUGCUGGGGACAGCGAGUCGGGUGUCUGUUGCAGCGAAGUUCCUCAGACUCUGCCGCUGUUGCCGCUGCCGCCACAGAUUUGUACGAAAAGUAUAUCGUCGCCCGCUACACGGAGCCACAGCGGCACUACCACACGAUGACGCACUUGGAGGAGAUGCUGGGCUGCCUUGCACGGUUUCAGUCCGAGGCUCCAGUGGCGCAUCGUCUGCCUGCUGAGGGCGCACGACGACUUGUUGUGGAGUUGGCAAUUUUCUUUCACGACGCGGUCUACGACCCUAGGCGCAGCGACAAUGAGGAACGCAGCGCGGCGUGGUUUCAAUCCUUCUGGGGUGAAGUCCGCCGAUGUGCGACACUACACACGACGGCGCUGGAUGACGGUGAGACGAGGGGGCGUGUUGGACCGCUGCUUUGGGAUGACCUCGACGCUGCACGAGGCGUAGAGGAAGAGGUGGUGAAUUUUAUUCUUCAGACGAAGCACCACAUGGCGGUGGAGCCGUGCUACAUGCACCGGGCGUCGCAGUCUGGCGGCACGGACGACGCCCCGCAGCCAACGCCGCCGCCGCCUCCUCUUCAUAUAUUUCUUGAUCUUGAUCUUGCCAUUUUGGGCAGUGCGGCUGAGCGUUACCGGAGAUACGCGCUUGACAUUCGGCGGGAGUAUAGCUGGCACAGCGAGACAGACUUUUGCCGCGGUCGGGCUGCCUUUCUGCGAGGUUUUUUGAAUCACCCACAGUGGUACAAGACAAAGUUUUUCUUUGACGCCUUGGAGUCGUCUGCGAGGGCGAAUGUUGAGGCUGAGGUUGCGGCGCUGGAGGCACGGCUGGAGCAUUUGGCCUCCGACGAGCGGCCCUGA